Molecule: messenger RNA, 6280 nt
Organism: Lytechinus pictus (painted urchin)
Lineage: Eukaryota; Metazoa; Echinodermata; Echinoidea; Temnopleuroida; Toxopneustidae
Product: ephrin-B1-like
Exons: 5
Coding region: 602-1468 (288 amino acids)
Biological process (GO): ephrin receptor signaling pathway; axon guidance
Cellular component (GO): plasma membrane
Molecular function (GO): ephrin receptor binding
Source: RefSeq, a predicted model, not a curated record
AAGUUGCUCCCCGAUCCAUCUCGCGGCUAGCACGGUGACGAAAUCCCGCUGCAUGGCGACACUGCAAGCGAUCGCGAAUCCCCACCGCACCGCCAGAAUUUAUCCGUUGGUUACGAGAUACUCGGCCAACGUUGUAUAUUCGCGUAUGCUAUGCAUGCUCUCUCGGGUUAACAUACUGGCGGCUCCCUCUCAACCUACAUUCUGAUAAUAUACUACGGAAAUACCACAUCUGCACUCUGUUACACAUCGUGGAUACUUUGUACAUUACUUCAGGUCACGGACCUCAUUUGUGAGCACACAGAUUUACAUUUUCUCACAGAAAAGUUUAUUUGAACGCCUACUUCAAUCGGCAGGAGCUUCGGAGCGACAUCCUCGCCAGCGCUGUGGGCGGGCUGGUGGUGAAAAACCGUACAUCUAUACUACCGCUGCAAGUGAAGAACUUGCGCAGACGACGCUGCUUUGGUUGGCGCGUGGAGCGAGCUGGUAGAAUUUUCGAAAAUUGAAAAUAUUGUGAUGACCUGAUCUGGGAAUUCUAGACGCACUUCGCUUGGACCAAGGAGCUUCCACUGGACCCAAUUUUGCUGGGUAUUUGAGGAAAACUAUGUCUCAACUUUCCAGGACUAAAUUCAGCUGGCCAAGUCCAAUGGCGUUACCCAAGGCUAAAUCUGGAAUCAUAUUUUUUGUGAACGCUUUGCUUUUACUUUGGAGCGUCACCCUGGCUAAAACUCUACAGCCGAUUGCUUGGGACAAAAACAACUCUAAUUUCACAAGCACUGGGAUGAAUAUUUCUGUCGACAUCAACGACCUCAUCGAUAUCCAAUGUCCGCAAACAACAAAUACAACGGAGGGAAGAUUAAAAGCGCAAUACCUCAAAUUCAUGCAAGUCUCUUACCAAGGUUACGAGCAGUGUUCGUUAUCAGCGAGAAACCGCCAUCUAUUGUCCUGCAAUCGUCCUUACGUCCAAAAUAGACUGACGUUACUGUUUCAAGAACAUACGCCGUACCCCCGAGGUCCAACGUUUAAUCACGAUGAGGAAUAUUAUUUUAUCACAACUUCAAAUGGCACAGAAAAUGGCAUUGAUAAUACAAGUGGGGGUUUAUGUGCAACACACAACAUGAAGUUAAGAGUUUAUGUCAAACCUAAACCAACAGUUCCUGCCACCACCGGUACACCUACGUCUUCGACAAUUCGCUCAAACUCAACACCACCCGACACGUCACGACCUGUCACAAGUGCGACAACGAGAACAACAACGAGGGCAACAACGACCCUGAGGACCACCACUACAAAAGCAACAACAACAAGAAAAACAACGAAGUAUACAACUGGUGGCCAGUCCUCCACGACACCAGAAACAAACGAUAUUGGAGACAACAUGACGCGAGGAAGAGCAGACAGGAGGCACGUUUCAACGACCCUUCUGUUAGUUUCGUUGCUUGUUGCAGUCGUCAGAUGGCUUCAUCCGUGACCUUUGACCUCUUGAAUGUUUUUUUUUUUCUAAUUUAAAAGACAUUGUAGUGUGUACUUUGUGCCUGUAGAAGAAAGGGAGAAUCGUCUGGCGAUUAAGCCGUCCCAUGAUCGGAGGUGCAUUCCACGUUAAACCAUUGGCUACCUGGUUUGGUCAUUCCCAUUGGAUUUUCACACGGGCUAUCUGAUUCCAGUACGCAGUGGAUUAAAUGAGGGAAUGCGUUGUAUACCACAUGCAAUUCAAGUGCGAUUUUAUAGUCAGAGAUAACUCCCCCAGGUCUUAAAAAUUUGAUCCAUUUCCCCUGGCAUAAACCAUCUCAAAGCCAAAUGAAAAAAAUGUCAAAUUUAUUAUUUAAUGUUGAGCAUUCAUUUAUUUAUUUUUUUCUGCGAGCCACAAAAAUAAAUCCUGUCCGUGUUUCCAGUUGCCAUUACUUUUAUUUUACCCCCUGGUGCAUAUUUUUGUAUAUUACAUGUUUGGGGGUGCCUUGAAGCAGAGCCAUCGCCCAACUGUGUAUCAGUAUCAGGCAAUAAUAGUAACUAUACACUAAUUUUCAAUAAUAGGGGGCACUCUUCGAAAAAAAAAACCCACCAACGAUUGAUCUUGCCACUCAAAUGAUCAAACACCAGUCUGCAAUGUGGGGUGAAAUUAUUGUUUAUUUUUUCUGUUAAUUUACAAUUUAGAGGAAUUGAUUGCUGCUUAUGCACAAAGGUUUUACAAAUUUGUGGUUGGUGAUAACCUUGUUCAUGGGGAUUAUGGGUAAUCUAGUCCAUAUAUCAAUACAUUAGGCACCAUCUAAUGAUAAUAAUCUUUAGAUCUUAUUUAACGCAUGUCACAUUGUCCUCUAUGCACUUCCUAAUGGACUUGGAUAUUUUUACCCUGGCAAAACUUUUCAAGCACAUUUCAAGGACUUUGUUCCUGCCAGCUACCCAUUUAUCUCACCUGGGUCGCGUGCAGUUCAAUGUGGAUGUGGAGGAUCAUUUUUUGCUGAAGGAAAUCAUGCCAUGGCUGGGAUUCGAACCCACAACUCACCGAUGAAAUUACCUUCAUCAAGUCGUGAUUUUUCCCCUUGAUUUAAUUUGGAAUGCACCUCCCAUAAAUAACUCCGUGUACAUAGCAUACAGAAAUAGCAUGAGAAAUGUGAGUAUGAAACUGUAGGGAACGUUUGUACUUAGAAAUGAUAUAGCAAAGAAAAGAGGUUUGAAUACUUAGUACUAUUAACAUAUUAAAUGGCACUAUGACUUCUCAAAAAAUAUUUUAAUUGGUUCUGCAAUUGAGAUUUCUGUGAAAUCUCCUCUUCUACAUAGAGAGAAUGGAAUAGCUCCUUUCCAGGGGCCGCAAAACGGGGGGGGGGGGGGGGGGGGUUCAACCCCAACUUAUUUUUUCCAAAAUCAUGUAUAAAACGAUAAAAUUUACCAUCUGAUUAUGAUUUUUGCAUGGUCAGCCCCCCCCCCCCCCCAACUUUCCAAACCGUUCCGCGGCCCCUGCUUUCUCGUAUGUUAAUUCGAGGUGAAAUUGCAAAUUGCAGAGCUUUUUAAAGUCAGAGAAUCUGGAGGAUUUAUUGAGAAAGCCUUAUUUACAGAGGAAUCAAAAUCAUUUUUGACAAUAUUUGUCCAAAAUGAGAGAGUACUCUUUCUCUAAGAACUGCAUUUGUACUUAAAAAAAGAAAUAAUCUUUUAUACUUGAAUAUGUCUCCUUCCCGAAAAAGCUGCAAUUUUUUUCGAGGAUAAUUAUACGAGAAUAAGAUAUUUGGAGAGGAGAGUGUGUAUGAGAGAGAAAGAGAGAGAGAGAGAGGAGAGAAAAUAAAUCUGAAUGUUAAAUGCUCAUUAUACUAUUUGAUCAACUUGCAUUUGUAAACUUUGAAGAAAAUAAUAUUUUGGAUGACUAUUUUGUACAUUUGUACAUAAGAAUAUAUUAUUGCACUUGUGUUAUGUAAAAACUUGAUGCUAUAAAAUGGACUUUUUUUCAUAUGAUAAUUACAUUAUACAUCUCUUGUUAAGAACACUACUGUUUGUGUUUCUUUUUGCUCUAAAUUUUAUUUAUAUAUGCCAAACUUUGUGUAUCUUAUUGCUUUUAAUUUCUUUCGCGUAUGUGGUUUUCUUUUUGGUUCAAUUCAAUUUAGAAGCGUUGUGAAAUUGCAAUGUAGUAUAUAAUAUUCACCUAGAAAUGAAGGGAGCGACUUGUGAGAUUGAUUGUGUUGUCGGUUACAUUCACAGACCAGUGUUAUAAGCUACUGAAAUUGUUGCAUCUGAUUGGCUGAGAGCAAAUUUGUAAGUGAAAUUCACCGACAAGACGUUUCAUGAAACACUCCCCAGAAAUUGUGCUUCCAAAGCGUUUUUAUCUUACCUUCCCAUAUAAUGGUUGAGUCCAUAUUGACAUGGUGUGAAUGCACAUUUAGGAGAGUCCACUUAGCUUGAUAGGGGUAUCACUUGAAUUUAGAACAGAGGGGUGUGCAGCACAAAUCAAAUAAAUUUCUUUUUGCCAUGCACUGCUCUUUUUGUAUGAAAAUUAUGAAUUUCAUUAAAAUCAGAAAAAAUUCCAACAUUGCUUCCUGCGUUUUCUAUUUAUGACAAUAAUAUAGUAAAAUUUUGAGAUGUAGUCUUUAGAUUAUAUCAAAAGCUUUGAAGGGGACCAAUAAUCUAAAAUAUUGUUUUCCUCCAAAUAUUUCACUUCAUGUUUCAAUGACUUAUAUUCAAAAUGUCGCCUAAGGAGAGCAUCUGAAUAUUCAUUUACUAAAAAUAUAUCUUCUUUAAUGUUUCUAUCGUGUAUGGAUUAAACCAGAUGGCCCGUAUUCUGAAGUCAGGUUUAACUUAAACUCAGGUUUAAAGUUGUGGUUUAAGUAAGGGAAGCCAAAAGUAUUAAAAAUAUUAUAUUAAGUUGAACGUUUCUUAUUAUGUUUACUGUGCUCUUUCCAGAGUCAUAGAUGGUGAAGACAAUAAUGUAUUUAUACUUCCUAGACAAUAAUGAAUGAUUUGAGAGCCAAAUGAGCUGAAAUAUGAUAUCUCUACCGUUAGUGAUUUAUGUAACAAUUGGCUAUCCAUACUUAAACCACAACUUUAUACCUGAGUUUAAGUUAAACCUGCUAUCAGAAUAUGGUCUGAUGUAUUUAAGAGUUUUGGUUCAUGGUGAAUACAAUAGAGUAGACUUAAAUGAGACAUUGCCUGUAACAAUUAUGAUAUAUUUAUUUAUACCUUGAACAAGUUGUAUUCUGAACUGCACCUGUAUUCUUAUAUGUGGGACUGUUAUUUGUUUUAGGUAAUUAGAUGUUGAGGGAUGUUAUGUUAUCAAUUUCAUUCAUGAGGUAAAACAUUGUGAUAAUAUAAAGGUCACAUGAUGUGGUCACAUGACAUCAUUAUGGUCACCUGAUAAAGUGUCUGAUUACAUUCAGUCUUACAUGUGAAACUCUAACCAGUGUCUGAUAGAUGAUUUGUUCGAACUCAGCCGCUGCUUGAAAAGAUUCAGGGUAAACCUAAUGCAAGAGAUUUAUUAAUUCUAAAGUGAUAGCUAUUAAUGAUUUAACCAAACCCACCCAUUAAUUGAUGUUGAACAUUUUUUUUUCUGAUUUUUUUUUUUUUUACUUCAAGACGAUGAUGUACCACCAACUUGAUUUCUUGACUUUUUCAUUUCAAUUUAUGAUUUGUCUUGGAAUUAUCUUAUGAUUUUCAAUUAUUUGCAAUGACAAACCACCAAUAUCUUUUCUUGAUUUUCUGUAUGUAUGUUAUCUUUUCAAAUCUGUGAUUGGGCAUUCAGUCUGGUAUUGGUUCCAAUGCAAUGAUAGUAAAAUUGCUUAUUUAAGUAAUCAUGAAGUAUUGAAUAGAAAUUGAUUAUAGUAAUAAAAGUGAUGGUUAUCUUAGACAAAAAUCAUGACAAUUAUUCAAAUCCAUAUCAACUACCAAAAUAAAAAAUAUAUAUCAAUAAUGGUUCGAAAAUAUAAUUCAAUAUCAUCAAAAUUACUCAGUAAUAAAUUCCAUAUGCUUUCCAAGAAAAUGUUACUUUUUGGUCAGAUUUCUCUUGUAAAAAAGUAAUUUUUCUGCUAUGUCGACCGAUUUGAAAUUAUAUGAUAGUAAUAAUCUAAAAAGAAAUGGUGCCCUCUACUGACAUUAUUUGAUGUACUUGAAAGCUUUAGAAACCUGUUAUAUGGGCAGACAUUAAUUAGCUAUUCCUAAUUAAACCACUUGCUACUGAAUUCGGCCAUUCCCAUAGGCUUUGUACAGGGAUCACCUGUUUCCAGUAGGCAAUGGGUUAACUUGUUGACUACAUAGAUCUGUGAUUCUUAUAGGCUUUAUACAGGGAUCACCCGGUUCCCGUAGGCAAUGGGUUAACUUGUUGAUUACUUAGAUCUGUGAUUCCUAUAGAUUUUGUACAGAGACCAUCUGGUUCCAAUAGGCAGUAGGCUAACAAAAAAAUCUUGAAAACUUCUCAUUAUCUAAUGGAUACCAUCUUAAAGUAGCCUCUUGGUUCUCUAAAGAAAAGAUUAAUGAUAGCACAAUAAUGUUAAAGUCUGUAGACCAGACUAGCUUGCAAAUACUAGUCUUGUCCACAGACCUUAAACAUUAUCCACCAAAUUGAUUAUUAAACCCUCAUAUUACUUAUAUAAACCCUCCUUUUUCAUUUAAGCUCCAUUUGGUAUAGACACAGUACUAUCAUUGGAUGUAUUUUGAAUUCUAAUGUCAUCAGCGUAUUAUCUUAUGUGAUUUAUAAUGAUUUUUAUAUUGUGAAACAAUAUAUAUCAUCUUUCUGUAUAUUAACGGCAAUGUACAGAUUUGCAAGGCUGUAUAAAGAAAAAACAAAGUAUAGUAUUUUUUACUUUUUUUG